ACGACUGCGGACGACCUGGCGGCCUAUGGCGCAGGAAGGAGUCCCGGGCCGCGCCCCGCGAGGCCGGGCCCGGGCCGGGCCAAUCCCGGGCUACCGGGCGGGCGAACGCGAGGCCUGGUCGGCCAGGCCAGAGAAACUGAGGGUGGGGGACAAUGGGCCAGUUCCUGGUGCGUCACGGGGGAGUUCCUUAAAGGGGAAGUGAGCGGGACUACAGGGCGGACGCAGGGUGCGGUGGUCGGCUGGGGACGUCCCCAGCGCUUUAAAAUAAUGCCCGCGGCGGCCGCGCGACCAUGCAAUGGCGAGCGCUCGUCCUGGGGCUGGUGCUUCUCCGGCUCGGCCUCCAUGGAGUGUUGUGGCUUGUCUUCGGGCUGGGGCCCAGCAUGGGCUUCUACCAGCGCUUUCCGCUCAGCUUCGGCUUCCAGCGCUUGAGGGGCCCCGACGGCCUCUUGUCGCCCGCCUCUGGAUCCGUGGGCCGGCCCGGGGUCCCCGGGGGUCCGCCAGGGCCGUCGUGGCUGCAGCCGCCUGCGGUCGGGGUGGCGGCGGGCCGGCCGGGGACCCCGCGGCGGCCCGCGCGGGGCGUGUGCGACCCAGCUCACUGGGGCUACUUGCUGGGAGGCCGGGGCUGCGGCCCGGACGAGUACGAGAAGCGCUACAGCGGCGCCUUCCCGCCGCAGCUGCGUGCCCAGAUGCGCGACCUGGCGCGGGGCAUGUUCGUCUUCGGCUACGACAACUACAUGGCGCACGCCUUUCCUCAGGACGAGCUCAACCCCAUCCACUGCCGCGGCCGGGGGCCCGACCGCGGGGACCCUUCAAAUCUGAACAUCAAUGAUGUCCUGGGGAACUAUUCUUUGACUCUUGUUGAUGCGUUGGAUACACUUGCAAUAAUGGGAAAUUCAUCCGAGUUCCAGAAAGCAGUCAAGUUAGUGAUCAACACAGUUUCUUUUGACAAAGAUUCCACCGUCCAAGUCUUUGAGGCCACAAUAAGGGUUCUGGGAAGCCUCCUUUCUGCCCAUAGAAUAAUAACUGACUCCAAGCAGCCCUUUGGUGACAUGGCAAUCAAGGAUUAUGAUAAUGAAUUGUUGCACAUGGCCCAUGACCUGGCUGUGCGGCUCCUUCCUGCCUUUGAAAACACCAAGACAGGGAUCCCCUAUCCUCGGGUGAAUCUGAAGACAGGUGUUCCUCCUGACAGCAAUAAUGAGACAUGUACGGCCGGAGCUGGCUCCCUUCUGGUGGAGUUUGGGAUUCUGAGCAGACUGUUAGGGGAUUCCACAUUUGAGUGGGUGGCCAGGCGAGCAGUGAAAGCCCUGUGGAACCUCCGGAGCAAUGACACGGGAUUAUUAGGCAAUGUUGUGAACAUCCAGACAGGUGACUGGGUUGGAAAGCAGAGUGGCUUGGGUGCUGGGCUGGACUCCUUCUAUGAAUACCUCUUGAAGUCCUACAUUCUCUUUGGAGAAAAAGAAGACCUAGAAAUGUUUAAUGCUGCAUAUCAGAGCAUUCAAAACUACUUAAGAAGAGGACGGGAAGCCUGUAAUGAAGGAGAAGGAGACCCCCCUCUCUAUGUCAAUGUGAACAUGUUCAGCGGGCAACUCAUGAACACCUGGAUUGACUCUCUGCAGGCCUUCUUCCCUGGACUGCAGGUUUUGAUAGGAGACGUGGAAGAUGCCAUCUGCCUCCAUGCCUUUUACUAUGCCAUAUGGAAACGAUAUGGGGCCCUCCCUGAAAGGUAUAACUGGCAGCUGCAGGCCCCUGAUGUUCUCUUCUACCCACUUAGACCAGAGUUGGUGGAAUCCACAUAUCUCCUCUACCAGGCAACCAAGAAUCCCUUCUACCUCCAUGUAGGAAUGGACAUUCUACAGAGUCUGGAAAAGUACACAAAAGUCAAGUGUGGGUAUGCCACAUUGCACCACGUUAUAGACAAGUCUAAAGAGGACCGGAUGGAGAGCUUCUUUCUCAGUGAGACCUGUAAAUACUUAUACCUGCUAUUUGAUGAGGAGAAUCCAGUACACAAAUCUGGAUCCAAAUACAUGUUUACAACAGAGGGCCACAUUGUAUCCGUGGACAAACAUCUUCGAGAAUCACCUUGGAAGGAAUUCUUCUCUGAAGAUAGAGGAAAGGACCAAGAGGGAAAGUUUGUGCACAGGCCAAAACCUCAUGAGUUAAAAGUCCUCAACUCCAGCUCUAAUUGCAAUCGUGUUCCUGAUGAGAGGAGGUACUCCCUGCCCCUGAAGAGCAUCUACAUGCGACAGAUUGACCAAAUGGUUGGCUUGAUUUGAUCUGCUCUCCUCUGUGUGACCUCAUCUUAAACCAAAUCUAAACACCUGAACCAGACCACGCCAGCAUCCAGUCUGCAGGGGAAGGGGUGGAAUCUGGCUGUCUGUGACAGUGUGGGAGUUCCUGUCCAACUCCUUACACACCUUGGGGUAAUCCUUACACACUUCAGUGUUUUCCUUCUGUUCAAUAAAAUGCCCUGCUUUUUCUUAAAGUUAUAAUUUGAAA
Messenger RNA from Ictidomys tridecemlineatus (thirteen-lined ground squirrel), 2496 nucleotides. RefSeq names its product ER degradation enhancing alpha-mannosidase like protein 1 (gene Edem1). Gene Ontology annotation, molecular function: calcium ion binding; mannosyl-oligosaccharide 1,2-alpha-mannosidase activity. Gene Ontology annotation, cellular component: membrane. The record is from RefSeq and is a predicted model, not a curated record. Lineage: Eukaryota; Metazoa; Chordata; Mammalia; Rodentia; Sciuridae. Gene Ontology annotation, biological process: mannose trimming involved in glycoprotein ERAD pathway; endoplasmic reticulum mannose trimming; carbohydrate metabolic process.